AUGCAGUCAUCAGGACACCGGUUCCGGGAUGUUGAACAUCACCCUCUCCUGACUGAAAAUGACAAUUAUGACUCCUCUUCAUCCUCCUCAUCUUCUGAGCCCGACACGGCAGACAGGGUGUGGUUCAUCCGGGAUGGCUGUGGCAUGGCCUGCGCCAUCAUGACCUGGCUCCUGGUCGUCUAUGCUGACUUCGUGGUGACCUUUGUCAUGCUGCUGCCUUCCAAAGACUUCUGGUACACUCUGAUCAACGGGGUCAUUUUUAACUGCUUAGCCGUCCUCGCCCUGUCAUCUCACCUGAGAACCAUGCUCACCGACCCUGGGGCAGUACCCAAGGGGAAUGCUACGAAGGAGUACAUGGAGAGCCUGCAGCUGAAGCCGGGCGAGGUCAUCUACAAGUGCCCCAAGUGCUGCUGCAUCAAGCCUGAGCGUGCGCACCACUGCAGUAUUUGCAAGCGAUGCAUCCGGAAAAUGGACCACCACUGCCCGUGGGUGAAUAACUGUGUGGGAGAAAAGAACCAGAGGUUUUUUGUGCUGUUCACUAUGUACAUAGCUCUGUCUUCAGUCCAUGCUCUGAUUCUCUGUGGAUUGCAGUUUAUUUCUUGUGUCCGAGGGCAGUGGACAGAAUGCAGUGACUUUUCUCCACCUAUUACUGUAAUCCUGUUGAUCUUCUUGUGCCUUGAGGGCCUUCUGUUUUUCACUUUCACUGCAGUUAUGUUUGGCACUCAAAUCCACUCCAUAUGCAACGAUGAAACGGAGAUCGAGAGACUGAAAAGCGAGAAGCCUACAUGGGAGCGGAGGCUCCGCUGGGAAGGGAUGAAGUCUGUCUUUGGGGGGCCCCCGUCACUCCUCUGGAUGAACCCCUUUGUGGGAUUCCGAUUCAGGCGGCUCCAGUCAAGAACCAGGAGGGGAGGAGCGGAGUUCUCCGUCUGA
This is a messenger RNA of Chrysochloris asiatica (Cape golden mole), 930 nucleotides long. It is a transcript of the gene ZDHHC7, whose product is annotated as zinc finger, DHHC-type containing 7. Gene Ontology annotation, biological process: protein targeting to membrane; peptidyl-L-cysteine S-palmitoylation. The transcript is spliced from 6 exons. The record is from RefSeq and is a predicted model, not a curated record. Gene Ontology annotation, molecular function: protein-cysteine S-palmitoyltransferase activity. Lineage: Eukaryota; Metazoa; Chordata; Mammalia; Afrosoricida; Chrysochloridae. Gene Ontology annotation, cellular component: Golgi apparatus; endoplasmic reticulum. Bases 1 to 930 code for a protein of 309 amino acids.